AUGCUCUCACGUGUUGCUGCAGUGAAGGCACCCCGCACACACAACCGUCGCCGCGUGACCGGAUCCGGCGGAAGGAGGAGGGAAGGAAGCGAGAGUGAGCCGCAGAGACCCAACAUGUCGCGGCAUCUCUUCUUUUCUGCAUUGCUCCUCGUUCUUGUUGUGAUGAUGUGCUGCAACGCUGGUGGUGCUGCUGAAGCUCCGGAGCAGGCAUCUGGUCCAAAGUAUAAAUGGAAGGACAUCAAGGAUGAGGGUAGUGGUGUAACUGUGGACUCGUUGGGUGCUCCCGGCCUUCUAAAAGUGGGGAGUCAUGUGUUUGUCGUUGCCGAGGCGCAGUGCAAAAAGGAUCCAAACAGCGGUUUUACUGGGAUUGCAUCCCAACUACUCUCGAUGGAAACGGGUAACGAACGGAAGGAAUUGCUGGAGGAUGCCAAGGACACACAAGUCCUGGAGGCAGUCACUUCUGGAAAGGAGAACAAGAGAGUAGAUGUGAGCCGACCAACAGCAGUUGUGGAUGAAAGUAAUAUUUACAUGCUUGUUGGAAAAAACAGCGGUGAAAAUCUCGCUGAAUGUAAGGCUACGACCGACACGAUCAAAUCAGGAAUAUUGCUGGUGAAGGGUGAGGUCGGUGAAGGCGGAAACAAAAUAAAUUGGAACGAUACUGACGGUCUCCCGUGCGCUCUAGGCGACCAACACAACUCCCUGUCACAGCUGAUUGUCGGCGGUGGAUCGGGUGUCAAGCUGAAGGACAGUACGCUUGUGUUCCCAGUGGAAGCCACGAAGACGACGAAGGAUAACGCAGAGAAGGAUGGAAAGACCGUUUCGAUGAUCAUAUACACCUCGGAUACUAAGAAUUGGAAUCUGUCGAAGGGGAUGUCUGCCGAUGACUGCAGUGAUCCCUCCGUCGUGGAGUGGGGGAAGGAGGACAAAAAACUCAUCAUGAUGACUGCGUGUGAUGAUGGCCGCCGCAGGGUGUACGAGUCCGGUGACAAGGGGGAGUCGUGGACGGAGGCCCUCGGGACACUCUCGCGCGUGUGGAGCAACAAAAAGGGUGAAGGAGAGAAGGGCGUUAGAAGCGGGUUCAUCACAGCGACGAUUGACGGUGUUGAUAAGAGAAAUGUGAUGCUUGUCACUCUGCCGGUGUAUUCCAAGGAGGACAGUAAAAAAGAAAAAGGUGAACUCCAUCUUUGGCUGACGGACAAUACGCACAUUGUUGAUAUUGGGCCGGUAUCCGGGAACGAUGACGUUGCCGCCAGCUCCCUGUUGUACAAAAUUGGGAAUAAUAAUGAGGAGAAGUUGAUUGCACUGUACGAGAAGAAGAAGGCCGGUGAUGAUGAGAAACCAUCACUCGGUAUGGUCUCUGUGCUUCUGACUGCGCAGCUGCAGCGUGUGAAGGAUGUGCUGGCGACGUGGAAGAAAGUAGACGAACGUGUCUCCAAGCUGUGCCUCUCUUUAAAUGUUGAGAAGGAUACCUCAUCUGGCACUGCCAUGCCGACAAAUGGACUGGUUGGCUUUUUGUCCGGCAACUUCUCUAAUGACACAUGGAGGGAAGAGUACCUCGGGGUGAACGCCACAGUGAAGAAGAAAGAAGGGGCAACAGCGUAUGCGGAUGGUGUGAAGUUCCAGGGAGCGUGGGCGGAGUGGCCCGUUGGCGCGCAGGGGGAUAAUCAGCUGUACCACUUUGCGAACUACAACUUCACUCUUGUGGCGACGGUGUCCAUCGACGGUGUGCCGACGAAGGAAGGUAAUAUUCCGUUGAUGGGUGUGAAGAUGAAUGGCGAUGAUAAGACUGUACUCCUGGGACUGUCAUACAACAAGCAAAAGAACUGGGAAGUGUUGUCCAGUGGCACAGUGAAUAGGGGGCAGAGCAGCACUUGGGAGCCAGGGAAAACACACCAAGUGGUGAUUGUGCUACAUAACGGCACACAGGGCUCUGCGUACGUCGAUGGUCAGCGUGUGGGAAAUGCGUCAUGUGGAUUGCAAAACACGAAGGAUAAAGGGGUAUCACACUUCUUCAUUGGAGGGGAUGUAAGCAGCGCAGGGAGCCAAGAAGGCGUGUCUGUGACUGUGACGAACGUCCUGCUGUACAACCGCCCGUGGAAUGAAGAGGAGGUUGGCGCCCUAAACCCGAAUAAAGAACCCAUUACGUCUCCGGUGACCGAAAAUGUGCCGGAAACCAUGUUGCAGUCUCCUGCGAAACCACAGCCGUCGGAACAGGAAACGUUGACGACUAAUAUUGAUGGUGUCGGUGGCGGUGUAUCCAGAGCAGCUUCCAUUGCUACGACGGUCUCGUCUGAUGUUUCCCAAGAGGCGGCAACAGGGAGUGGAGAUACGAUGCUGGGAAAUGGAUCACCCCAAACUCCUGAGGUGGGCGCUAGCUCCGGUGAGGACGGGGAGACGGCGGAAGGAACGGAUGGGCAGAAGGAGGACAUCCAUGCACAGUUCGGGGAAGUGAAUGCUGCGGCACUCAGCAGCAGUCUCGGAAAUUUGUCGCAGGGGAAUAACAGCGAUUCCGGCACUGUGCGUGGGAGCGGACUGCUGCCACUUCUGCUUCUUCUGCUGUUGGGACUGUGGGGGCUUGCGGCUCUGUGA
Trypanosoma cruzi is the source of this 2589-nucleotide messenger RNA. Its product is annotated as trans-sialidase, putative. Bases 1 to 2589 code for a protein of 862 amino acids. Lineage: Eukaryota; Euglenozoa; Kinetoplastea; Trypanosomatida; Trypanosomatidae. Gene Ontology annotation, molecular function: exo-alpha-sialidase activity. The transcript has a single exon. The record is from RefSeq and is a predicted model, not a curated record.